AAAGUGCCCGGUAUGGAAACUCUUCCGGCCAGCUUUCACGAGAGAUAACAGGACGGUGUUAUGGAAAAUAGUGGCGAUUUAUGCGCAUAUAAUCUCCUUAUUAAGUUGUAGAUGUGGAGCAGGUUACUGAGUCCUCGUGUGAGUGGUAGAGCAAGUUUGUGUUGGAGAAGCCUGUUUACCAUGCAGCUAAAGACCAGCGAGUUCCAGUCCCUGUUCACUGAUGGACUGAAUGGAUUGGCAGAGGUGUUUGAGAAACACCAGCAUGAGCUGAGGAUAGCUGGAGGUGCUGUGCGGGAUCUGCUGUCUGGGAAGCGGCCUGAAGAUGUGGAUUUUGCUACCACAGCCACUCCAGAGGAGAUGAAGCACAUGUUUCAAACGGCUGGGAUCAGGAUGAUCAACAAUAAAGGAGAGAAGCACGGGACUAUCACUGCACGACUGCACAAUGAGAGCUUUGAGGUGACCACACUGCGAGUGGAUGUUCAGACUGAUGGACGUCAUGCAGAGGUGGAAUUCACAACUGACUGGCAGAAAGAUGCUGAGCGGAGAGACCUCACCAUUAACUCCAUGUUUUUGGGUCUGGACGGCACAUUAUAUGAUUAUUAUCGUGGAUAUGAGGACCUGCAGAACCGUAAAGUGCGGUUUGUUGGCAGCGCUGAACAAAGGAUCAAAGAGGACUACCUGAGAAUACUACGAUAUUUUAGGUUUUACGGCCGAGUUUCUUCGGAGCCCGGUGACCACGAGCCUGAGACACUGACUGCCAUCAGGGAAAAUGGUCACGGACUGGGUGCUAUAUCGGGAGAGCGAAUCUGGGUGGAGCUCAAAAAGUUGGUGGUCGGGAACCAUGCUGCUCACCUGCUGGAGCUGAUCUAUAGCCUGGAACUGGCUCAGUACAUUGGAUUACCUCCAGAUGGCGAUAUUGACGAGAUGAAGCGAGUGUGGCAGAACGCCAAAGACCGCUCUCCCAAACCCAUGACCAUCCUGGCUGCUCUGUUCCGCUCCCCAGAGCAGGUGGAAAAGAUGGACAUCCGAUUGAAGGUGUCCAGAGAGGAGAAGAACCUGGCACUGUUUCUGGUCAAAUACAGACGGGAGCUCUGCAAGAGAGAAGAUGAGCCAGACAGCCUCAAACCUUUCACUGACUUUAUUAUUGACAGUCGGGAGCUGGAUUCCCAGAGUAAAGUGUGCGAGCUGCUCAAGUACAAAGGUGAGGAGAAGCUCCUGUCAGAGCUGAGCAGAUGGUCCAUCCCUCGCUUCCCCAUCAGCGGGCACGAUCUGAGGAAGCUGGGCAUCACCUCGGGCAAAGAGAUAGGCGCCACCUUACAGAAGCUCCGUGACAUUUGGAAGAAGAGUCAUUACCAGAUGGACAAAGAUGAACUGCUGAGUUAUGUAAAGCCUUAAACAAGCAGAGGAGUGGAAAUGUUUUUGUUGUGUUUAGAUGGUAAUCACAUGGACGCUUGAUGCUGCGACUGCACUGCUCCUGGGUAUUGUUUGAGCAGCCUGAUGCUCAAACAAUCAGAAAGGACACUACGGUGAGUGAGACAUGAAAUCGGGCGGAAAAAUGCUCUUUAGCCGGAGCCUGCAGCCUUGGGCCACUAUUGUUGAUGCUCAGCCAGUUGAAUUCUCAUCAUUUGCAGUAAGUAAACUCGCUCUGACCUGUAAAGGACGACGACACAUGGAAUAAAUUCAGUUUAUUCACAGUAGAUGUUUAUUUUCAUUGUUCACAUGAUGACAGGAAGCAGAGGAAUGUUUGUGUCUGUGGCUUUUUUUAUGUUGACUGUAUUUCUGUUUUCUGUACAGAUCAUUUUACACUUCUGCUAAAAGGUUCUGUUUUCAUGGCUGCCCUUUUCUGCAUGCUCUGUACAAUAAAAGGUGGCCCCCUGU
Molecule: messenger RNA, 1878 nt
Organism: Pelmatolapia mariae (spotted tilapia)
Lineage: Eukaryota; Metazoa; Chordata; Actinopteri; Cichliformes; Cichlidae
Gene: trnt1
Product: tRNA nucleotidyl transferase, CCA-adding, 1
Exons: 8
Coding region: 112-1395 (427 amino acids)
Biological process (GO): mitochondrial tRNA 3'-end processing; tRNA 3'-terminal CCA addition
Cellular component (GO): mitochondrion
Molecular function (GO): tRNA binding; nucleotidyltransferase activity
Source: RefSeq, a predicted model, not a curated record